Messenger RNA from Closterium sp. Yama58-4, 534 nucleotides. Lineage: Eukaryota; Viridiplantae; Streptophyta; Zygnematophyceae; Desmidiales; Closteriaceae. The record is from the annotation of a GenBank genome assembly.
AUGCCUAAUAUUUUAAGCUUUUGGCUCUGGGUGCAAUCGCUGGGUGCUUAUAGACUCUUUCUGCUUUCCCUUUCCGCAGGAGAUGCAUCGGAGGGGACGGAGAAGCAGAGGAGCAGCCUGGGAGAGGAGGCGAAGAGAAAAGGAGGCGAAGGAGAACAGGAGUCUCGCGGAUUCUGUGCCGUUGCCACGGAGAUGCUUCGGAGGGGACGGAGCAGCGACAUCAGAGGCAAAGGAGCAGAGGAGGCAAAGGAGAAUCCCCUGCCACUGCUGUGCCGUGUGCUCAUCGGCCCUGAUCCUGUCUCUUCCCGUUUCACAGGAGAUGCUGUUGCAGAGGAGAUGGCGCAGCAGAGGAGACUGCGCAGCAGAGGAGAGGAAGGAGAUGGAGAAGAGGAAGGAGAUGGGGCAUUGGAGAGACAUGGAGCAGAUGGCACGGAGGAGAGAAGGCACGGAAGGGAGAAGGCCAAAGGAUCAGGGGAGCAGAGAACCGCACAGCUGCGAUUUCCCCUCAACGCGGCUGCUGCUGCUGUGAAGUGA